CGGGCACACUCAGCGCAGUGAAACAACCUGGACUACACUAGUGUGCACUCACAAGCCAGACCACUUCCAGUCUAAGGACAGACUCUGGGAAUCGGGAGGACAAAAGUGAAGCCCCAUUGGCCACAGCGUUAAGGAUCUCUGUAUCUGUGAAACUUCGCUUAGAAGUCUUAUGGGCAGCACUAGCAUGUCCUGCAGCAGCGGCAGCCAGCUACAGAUGUGAGGAUAUCCUGGAAACAAAGAGCCUGGGUGAAGGUGCCUUACUGAACCUCGGUGCAUGCGGAGGAAUGGAUUACCUACACAUCUAGAGAGUUAUGGUGUGCACACGGUCAAUGCAGACCCUCUCAUAGACUUAAAGGAACUUGUCUUCGAAUACACAAACAAUGGAUCAUUUCUUUACUGAGGGGUCACAGGUCUGGUUACGUGAAAAUGGUCAACACUACCCAAGUUUCGUUCAGUCCUGUGCCGGGGGAGUUGUUGUAUUUAAGACAUAUUAUAAUAAGGUAUUCACCUAUAAACAAAGCACAAUUACGCGACAGAAGGUGACCACUAUGCACCCAACCAGUGUCGAUGGAGUGGAAGACAUGGCGGCACUGAGUGAUCUCCAUGAAGGGUCAAUAAUGUUUAACCUCUUCCAGAGGUAUCAGCACAACAAAAUAUAUACAUAUAUUGGAUCCAUCCUGGCCUCUGUGAACCCUUACAAGAUGAUCACUGGACUGUAUGACCAUAACAUGAUAGAGUUGUACAGCAGACAUCACAUGGGAGAAAUACCACCUCAUAUCUUUGCUGUGGCCAACGAGUGUUACCGAUGUCUUUGGAAGCGCCAUGACAGCCAAUGCGUUCUCAUCAGUGGUGAAAGUGGAGCAGGAAAGACAGAAAGCACAAAACUUAUUCUAAAGUUCCUGUCUGCCAUGAGCCAGCAUUCCCUGGAAGUCUCUUCAAAGGAGACAACAGCGAGCGUAGAACAAGCAAUACUGGAAAGCAGUCCAAUAAUGGAGGCCUUUGGGAACGCCAAAACUGUUUACAAUAAUAACUCAAGUCGUUUUGGGAAGUUUAUCCAGCUGCACAUAUGCCAAAAGGGACACAUUCAGGGUGGACGGAUUAUAGACUAUUUAUUAGAAAAGAAUCGUGUGGUACGACAGAAUCCCGAGGAGAGGAAUUACCACAUAUUUUAUGCACUGUUGGAGGGAGCUGGAAAGGAGGAGAAAGAAGCAUUUUAUUUAUUACAAGCAGAGAAGUACCACUACUUGAAUCAAUCUGGAUGUAUCACGGACGAGACCAUGAGUGACAAGGAAACAUUUCAGGAAAUUAAAACCGCCAUGGAAGUCAUGAAGUUUACCAGUGAGGACGUGCGAGAAAUCUUUAGGUUACUUGCUGGGGUUCUGCACCUGGGAAACAUUGAAUUCAUUACAGCUGGUGGGGCACAAGUUUCCUCAAAGACAGCACUGACAAGGACGGCAGAGUUGCUCGGGCUGGACCCAGAACAACUGAUGGAAGUGCUAACCCAUAGGUCAAUGAUCCUCAGGGGGGAGGAAAUUUCUACACCGCUCAGCAUAGAGCAGGCUGUGGAUAGCCGGGAUUCGGUAGCAAUGGCACUUUAUUCACAAUGCUUUGCAUGGGUAAUCAAGAAGAUUAAUAGCCGGAUAAGGGGAAAAGAUGACUUCAAAUCUAUUGGAAUCCUGGACAUCUUCGGUUUUGAAAACUUUGAAGUCAAUCGCUUUGAACAGUUCAACAUAAACUAUGCAAAUGAGAAGCUGCAGGAGUAUUUCAACAAACACAUCUUCUCCCUGGAGCAGUUAGAGUACAGCAGAGAGGGGCUUGUGUGGGAAGACAUUAACUGGAUAGAUAAUGGAGAAUGUUUGAACUUGAUAGAAAAAAAACUUGGCUUGUUGGCCCUAAUUAACGAAGAAAGCUACUUUCCACGAGCAACUGACUGCACUCUUCUGGAGAAGUUACAUAACCAGCAUGCUAAUAAUUCUAUCUACGUGAAACCAAGGGUCGCAGUCAACAAUUUUGGAGUGAAACAUUAUGCCGGAGAGGUCCUGUAUGAUGUCCGAGGUACCCUGGAAAAGAAUCGGGAUACUUUCAGGGAUGACCUUCUGAAUCUAUUGCGUGAAAGCAGGCUUGAUUUCAUAUAUGACUUGUUUGAGCAUGUUUCAAGUCGGAAUAACCAAGAUACACUGAAAUCUGGCAAGCAUAGGAAACCCACUGUCAGCCUACAAUUUAAGGAAUCGCUACAUUCCUUAAUGGCAACAUUGAGUACAUCAAAUCCAUUCUUUGUUCGCUGCAUAAAGCCAAAUAUACACAAGAUGCCGGACCAGUUCGAUCAGACGUUGGUUCUCAACCAGUUAAGGUACUCAGGGAUGCUGGAAACAGUCCGGAUCCGCAGGGCUGGCUUCCCAGUCAGGAGACCUUUUCAUGAUUUUUAUUUGAGGUAUAAAGUCCUAAUGAGAAACCUGAAUCUUCCUGAGGAUUUGAAAGGGAAGUGUGAGGUGCUACUUCAUCUUCACGACACAACCAAUACCGACUGGCAGCUUGGAAAAACCAAGGUGUUUCUGAGGGAGUCCCUGGAACAUAAACUGGAGAAACAGCGUGAAGUUGAAGUGUAUAAGGCUGCUUUAAUUAUCCAGUCCCACAUUAUGGGAUUUGUGGCAAGAAAGCAGUACAGAAAGAUACUUCACUGCGUGGUGGUUAUACAGAAGAACUAUCGAGCGUAUAGCUGGAGGACAAAAUUUCUGCGUCUUAAAAAAGCUGCACUGACCUUCCAGAGACAGCUGCGGGGCCAGUUAGCCCGUCGUCUGUACAAACAGCUACUGGAGCAAAAGCACAGAGAAGAGGAAGAGAGGCGGAAAAGAGAGGAAGAGGCGAGGAGAAAAAGAGAGGAGGAGGAGGAGGAGAGGCUGAGAAGAGAAGAGGAAGAAAGAAAAAGAAAGGAGGAAGAAGAGAAGAUAAGGAAAGAAACUGAAGAAAGGGAAAAACAGAGGCAGGAAGAAGAACGUUUAGCCAGACAGACUGAGGAGGCAAAGAAACAGCAGGAACGUGCUGCCAUGCUGGAAGCCCAAAGAGAAGCUACACUAAAGUGUGAGCUGGAGAGACAGAGAGAAAGCAAGCAAGUGGAAGAAAUCCUCCGUCUGGAGAAAGAAAUUGAUGACCUACAAAGAAUAAAGGAGAAGCAGGAACUCUCUCUUACAGAAGCAUCAUUACAAAGACUCCAUAAGCUCCGGGAUGAUGAGCUAAAACGCCUAGAAGAAGAAGCCUGCAAAGCAGCUCAUGAAUUCUUGGAGUCACUGAACUUCGACGAGAUUGAUGAAUGUGUGAGAAACAUUGAAAUGUCCCUCUCUGUAAGUGAUGGAUUUUCAGAUGAACUAUCCAAAAUAGCUGGGAUUGGCAACAGUGAAAAACCAACCUUCAAUUUCAGUCAGCCAUACCCAGAAGAGGAGGUGGAUGAGGGCUUUGAAGCUGAUGAUGACACAUUUAAAGAUUCCCCUAACCCUAGUGAGCAUGGACAUUCGGACCAGAGAACUAGUGGCAUUAGGACCAGUGAUGAUUCUUCAGAAGAAGAUCCUUACAUGAAUUAUACCUUAGGACCAUCAACUCAAGGUGCGCCCAGUAACACAUUAAUUCCUCCUGUGCAAAACUCAGGAAUCCUUAAAAACUCAUCUGGUGAAGUGUCAACGUAUUGUGUGCCAGAAAAUGUGUCCAGUAAACCCCAGAUUCCAGGAAGCCUCAUACCUCCUGGAGGAGACUAUAAUUAUGACCGUAACAUGGAUUAUGAAGAUGGAGCUAUCACAUCUGGGAGUAGUGUGGCCUUCUCCAACUCACAAAGCAGCCAGUGGUCUCCAGACUAUCACUGCUCUGUUGGAACAUACAAUAGCUCUUCUGCAUAUCGGUUUAGUUCAGAAGGAGCUCAGUCAUCAUUUGAAGACAGUGAAGAUGACUUUGAUUCCAGGUUUGACACAGAUGAUGAGCUUUCCUACAGAAGGGAUUCUCUCUACAGCAGUGUCAGUCUACCUUAUUUCCACAGCUUUUUGCACAUGAAAGGUGGGGUUAUGAACACAUGGAAGAAGAGAUGGUGUGUGUUGAAGGAUGAAACGUUCCUGUGGUUCCGAUCCAAGCAGGAAGCGUUGAAGCAAGGCUGGCUUCAUAAAAAGGGCGGUGGGUCAUCUACGCUGUCCCGGAGGAACUGGAAAAAACGUUGGUUUGUUCUUCGUCAGUCCAAGCUGAUGUAUUUCGAAAAUGACAGUGAAGAAAAACUGAAGGGGACUUUAGAGCUUCGACAAGCUAAAGAGAUUAUUGAUAAUACUGGCAAAGAAAAUGGGAUUGACAUAACGAUGGAUAGUCGGACUUACCAUUUAAUUGCUGAGUCUCCUGAGGAUGCAAGCCAGUGGUUCAGUGUGAUGAGCCAGGUUCAUUCUUCCACAGAUCAGGAGAUUCGGGAGAUGCAUGAUGAGCAAGCAAAUCCUCAGAAUGCUGUGGGUACUUUGGAUGUUGGACUGAUUGAUUCAGUGUGUGCUUCUGAUAACCCUGAUAGACCAAACUCAUUUGUCAUAAUUACUGCUGAUCGUGUGCUUCACUGUAAUGCUGAUACCCCAGAAGAAAUGCACCACUGGAUCACUUUACUUCAGAGGUCAAAGGGCGACACAAGGGUUGAGGGGCAAGAGUUCAUAGUUCGAGGUUGGCUACAUAAGGAAGUCAAAAACAGUCCUAUAAUGUCUUCGCUGAAGCUUAAGAAGCGCUGGUUUGUCCUCACCCACAAUUCAUUAGACUAUUACAAGAAUUCAGAGAAAAAUGCUAUGAAGUUGGGUACAAUGGUGCUUAACAGCCUCUGCUCUGUAGUACAGCCAGAAGAGAAAAUCUUCAAGGAAACAGGCUACUGGAAUGUGACAGUGUAUGGACGCAAGCACUGUUAUCGCCUUUACACAAAGCUACUAAACGAAGCUACAAGGUGGGCUAGCGCAAUUCAAAAUGUGAUAGACACAAAGGCUCCAAUAGACACGCCAACACAGCAACUAAUACAAGACAUAAAGGAAAAUUGCUUGAAUAAUGAAGUUGUGGAGCAGAUUUACCGCCGGAAUCCAAUUCUACGUUACACCCAUCACCCUUUGCACUCUCCAUUACUACCACUUCCUUAUGGGGAUAUCAAUCUAAACCUGCUAAAAGACAAAGGCUACACAACGCUGCAGGAUGAAGCGAUCAAGAUUUUUAAUUCUCUUCAACAACUGGAGUCUCUGUCUGACCCUAUUCCAAUCAUUCAGGGCAUCCUUCAGACAGGUCACGAUUUGCGACCCCUCCGAGAUGAGCUCUAUUGCCAGCUCAUUAAACAGACAAACAAAGCUCCCAAUCCAGGCAGCACCGGUAACCUGUAUCACUGGCAGAUACUCACCUGUCUGAGCUGUACCUUCCCACCAAGUCGAAGCAUCCUCAAGUACCUCAAAUUCCAUCUUAAACGAAUACGGGAACAAUACCCAGGCUCGGAAAUGGAAAAGUAUGCCAUGUUUGUCCACGAUUCGCUGAAGAAAACCAAGUGCAGGGAGUUUGUUCCGUCACGGGAUGAAAUUGUAGCGUUGAUUAACAGACAAGAAAUCACAACCACUGUAUACUGUCACGGUGGAGGAGCCUGCAAGAUCACAAUCAACUCCCACACCACAGCCGGCGAGGUGGUGGAGAAGCUAAUUCGAGGGCUGGCCAUGGAAGACAGCAGAAAUAUGUUUGCCCUUUUUGAAUACAAUGGGGUCACAGACAAAGCCAUUGAAAGUCGAACUGUUGUGGCUGAUGUAUUGGCUAAAUUUGAAAAACUUGCUGUCAGCUCAGAAGGUGGAGAUAAACCUUGGAAAUUCUACUUCAAACUUUACUGCUUUCUGGAUACAGAGCAUGUGCCAAGAGAUAGUGUUGAAUACGUGUUCAUGUUUGAGCAGGCUCAUCAAGCAGUUAUCCGUGGUCAGUACCCCGCACCAGAGGAAUCUCUUCAGGUGUUGGCUGCUUUGAGGUUACAAUAUACGCAAGGUGACUACAGCCUACAUUCCGAUGUUCCAGACAUGGAGGACUUUUACCCCUUGCAGAAACUGAAGUCGCGAAUUACACAGUCCACCAAAACAUACACUCCAUCGGAGAGAACAGAAAGGAAGAGGUCUAGUUUCUUGGAAGGAACAUUAAGGAGAAGUUUCAGAAGUGGCUCUGUUAGUAAGCAGAAGGUGGAGGAAGAACAGAUGCUGGAUAUGUGGUUGAAAGAAGAGAUUAUUUCAACACGAGCAAAUAUUAUUGACAAGUGGAAAAAGUUACAAGGCUCAAAUCCAGAUCAGUGUAUGACCAAGUAUAUGGCUGUGAUAAAGGAAUGGCCUGGGUAUGGGUCUACACUAUUUGAUGUUGAGUGUAAGGAAGGUGGAUUCCCACAAGAGCUCUGGUUGGGAGUCAGUGCCGAGGCUGUUUCUGUGUACAAAAGAGGGGAAGGUCGACCUCUGGAAGUGUUUCACUACGAACAUAUCUUGUCUUUUGGAGCUCCGUUGGCUAAUACCUACAAGAUUGUUGUAGAUGAGCGGGAACUUCUCUUUGAAACCAGUGCGGUGGUUGACAUUGCAAAACUGAUGAAGGCCUACAUCAGCAUGAUUGUGAAGAAGCGGUACAGUACCACUCGCUCUGAGAGCAGCCAUGGAAGCCAAGCCAGCUCCAGAUGAAUAGAGCAACCGUGGCCUCCACGUCCCCUGCUGAUCGCCAUGAUCCUUACCUUACUCCCAAGAGAUGCUCAAUUAACAGACAGCAGCACCCAGACCUGAACAUGGGUGCCAACUCUGAAGCCAGAGAGAUCCAGUGCCUAAAAUAUAUAUUACCUGCCAGACAGAUUUCCAAAGCUUUAAUACUUCGCCUUGCCUUAUGAUAUCCUCGCCACUGCCUACAGCGCGGUGUGAAGUGCCUCUGGACUGCAUUCACACGCAGGCCUCCUAUUAGGAGAUCUGCCAUAACUUAAAAAGUAUUGGUAUUUGUGGAAAGCUGCAGGCAGCCUUUCUCAUGGACCUGGGGACUAGUUUAUUGGGGAAGUGCAUUCCCGAGGGGGGUCAUGAGGGUUUUGUGCCUUUGUUUUUUUUGUGUGUGUUUGAAAGUUUGUCCUAUGUAAAUCCUAAUUUUAUUUCCAUUAUUGAAUAGCUCCAAGCAGUAAGCGGGUGCUUUGGGUGCUCUGUAUACUGUACAGUCUUAAAUUUCCACAUCGCCAGUAUGUAUUAUCUGCCUACUGUAUCCUAUCCCUUCAAAGGCAUAAGGGUGCUUUCAUUGAAAACCCCCCCCAUGGCGUGUAAAGGCUUAAAUGAUCACGUUACCUAGAACCCGUGGCUGGGUGGAAGUCCACCCAGAGAACAGCUUUGCCCUAGUCUUGUUUUAAAAUAAUAAACAGUAUUUUAAAAUUGAUACAGCAAAUAUUCUACUAGCACUUGGUUUAGAAAUAUUUCUUCUACCUGACACGAUCCACCGCAUAAACAGUCAUCAAAUGAAUUGUAAAUAGGUUCAUGAAUGCAAGUGGUAUAUUUUUUUAUAUGGAACGUUUGAAGCCAAAGUAUAGAGUUUUUCAAAUGUCAGAUUUUCUUCAUAAUUCUGAAAAUAUGUUAAAAUGUUUGCUUACUGUAAAAAAAAAACUAUUUGUCAAUAAAAUAUUGUAUUUAACUUUAAUACAGCUAA
Spea bombifrons (plains spadefoot toad) is the source of this 7659-nucleotide messenger RNA. It is a transcript of the gene MYO10, whose product is annotated as myosin X. NCBI's taxonomy places the organism in Eukaryota, Metazoa, Chordata, Amphibia, Anura, Pelobatidae. The record is from RefSeq and is a predicted model, not a curated record. Gene Ontology annotation, molecular function: cytoskeletal motor activity; protein binding; ATP binding. The transcript has 41 exons. The coding region runs from base 381 to 6668 and encodes 2095 amino acids. Gene Ontology annotation, cellular component: myosin complex; cytoskeleton.